Molecule: messenger RNA, 1524 nt
Organism: Hyalella azteca
Lineage: Eukaryota; Metazoa; Arthropoda; Malacostraca; Amphipoda; Hyalellidae
Exons: 3
Coding region: 1-1524 (507 amino acids)
Molecular function (GO): zinc ion binding; nucleic acid binding
Source: RefSeq, a predicted model, not a curated record
AUGUCAAAACUCAAAGCUCCAAACAAAUCCGAAGAGGAAGAGCGCGAGUUGCUUAAAUUAGAAUUAACGCGGGACGGAGCGAGAGAGAGAGCUGAGCAGGAGAUUGAGAGAGAGAAGCGAGCUCACGAACGUGAACUACGAGCGCUCGAGCUGGAGAAGCUCAAACUGCAGGACGAGCGGCAGGCACGUGAAGCUCAGCUUGAACUUGCCAGACUACAAGCUAACUCCAGUCCAAUUAAUUCUUCUGGAAGCCGAUCUGUUAUAAAGUUGGCCGGCUACAAGGAUGGAGAAGAUGUCUCAAUUUAUUUGAAUACUUUUGAGAAGGUUAAAGAAGCCAAUCAGUGGAGUGAUACCAUCGCCGUUACGGCCUUGUUAAAUGGUUUCGCUAACACCAAGGUUAGCCUUUUCCUCAGUACUUUACCAUUGGAGUCUACGUAUGCUGAAAUUAAGCACCAGAUCGUAAAGACCUUUGGUUAUACAAUUUACGACUACCAGUCCAGAUUCAGGAAUGCCAAGCAGAAGAGUGGUUCAUUCAGACAAUUUGUACUAUAUUUGAGAGAAAAUUUCAGUAAGAUGUGCCAGAUUGCAGAAGUGAAUAACGAUGUAAAGAAGAUGGAAGAACUGUUGUUGAAAGACCAGAUUCUACGUGCUGCUGAACGCCCUUUGACCGAGUAUUUGAAGGAGCGUGAUAUCUUCAGACGCGAUUUGGAUUCAGUGAUAGAGAUGGCAGACAACUUCCAAGCUAUUCAUCGUCCACCUAAACCUGCCAGUUCUGAUGUUAAUGCGAGAAUGUCAUUUGUGUGUUUGCGAUGCAAUAAGCCAGGACAUAUCGCUAAAUUUUGUAGAUCUAAAUCAGGUGGAUCACCGAAUGACGUGCCUUCGAUUCAGAGUGCGACGCAUGGUGCGGCGUCAAAUGACAAUGACAUUAAUGAAAAGAAGUGCUUUAAUUGUAGGUCAAUCGGUCAUUUUUCUAGAUUUUGCCCAGAGAAACGCAAGUCUAAACCUGAUGAGAAAUCCGGAGACGUGAGACUAAGCAGGAAGGAUGAUACUUUUAAUGUGAAUGCAUCUUUGUCCAAUCCUGACUAUAAUAGUUACCUCCCUACUUCUAAUGGAACUUGUAAUGGCAAGAGCGUCAAGGUUCUGCGCGACACAGGAGCUACUGCUGUUCUCGUCAGGCCUUCUCUUGCUCCCGAAAGCAGCAUUUCAAGUAAGACUGUGAAGCUUACUUUUGCUGAUGAUCUUUCAGUCAAUGCACCAAAGACGAUGGUGGAUCUUCGUUGUCCACAUUUCACCGGUAGAGUGGAGGCUCUUUGUCUACCUGAACUACCGUUUGACGUAUUGCUGGGCAACAUACCAGGUGCCACCUGUGCUUGUGGAGCUAAGACGACGUUGAGGGCUACAACUGAGGAAGUUGUUGGUGAGCAAGCGUGUGCUGUGCAAGCGAGAGCUCAGCGAAAGGAAGAGAAUUCACCAACGAAGUUGCAAAUGCCUACAAAGAUUGUGUAUUCGCCACAAGCAUUCUAA